Molecule: messenger RNA, 2880 nt
Organism: Octopus sinensis (East Asian common octopus)
Lineage: Eukaryota; Metazoa; Mollusca; Cephalopoda; Octopoda; Octopodidae
Product: ganglioside-induced differentiation-associated protein 1
Exons: 5
Coding region: 199-1224 (341 amino acids)
Biological process (GO): mitochondrial fusion; mitochondrial fission
Cellular component (GO): mitochondrial outer membrane
Source: RefSeq, a predicted model, not a curated record
UGGGAAACUAUCAGGAAAAAGUAACCGAUGGAACCGAGUUAAAGACAAUCAGUGAAUGUCAUUUUCCCAUUAUAGGUAAUUCCCCCAUCACUAGAUAGGUAUAUUUGAGUUAGAUCAUUUGUUCUAUCGCGCAAACCCGUCGAAAUACUCUUGGUAAACCAGCUAUUCCUGUUUGCGAUAAAUACCAUUGAUAGCAUUAUGUCACGGCCAUCCAGCCGACCAGGCAGUACGCCGUCGAGCAGACGCGCCAGUAUAAGUCCCUGCAAGGUCACUGCCGCAAGCAUGAAAAACCGGUUCAUGCUGUACUUUCAUCCCUUGUCUUUCUACUCGCAAAAGGUUGUUUUAGCUCUGUACGAGAAAGAAAUUCCGUUCAAGAGACAUUAUGUAAACUUACUUGCUGGUCAACAAAAUGAACCCUGGUUUUUGGAAAUCAAUCCUAAAGGAAAAAUACCCGCCUUGAAAGAUGGAGACAAAGUUAUUGUUGAAUCAGACAACAUUAUUGAUUACUUAGAAUCGACUGUUCAAUCAGUUGUUACUCUUGUUCCUGAUGAGUCUUUUGAAGUUGGUCAAGAAGUAUCACGAAUAAGAAAGCUCUUAAAUUGUGUCAAAGUAGAAAUUAUUUCAUAUGGAAUUAUUAUGCAUGAAGAGCUUUCUAUAACUGGUUGUAAAUUACCGUUUUAUGUACAGAAAACAAUGAAAGAAAACUAUGGAGCCCGACUGGGAACAAUGCUUAAACUUGCAGAGAAAAAUCCAAGUUUCCGUGAUACUUAUCUUUCUAAAAGUCAGCAGACAGCUCAACGUUUUGAACAGAUUAUGGACAUUGAACAAGUAAUGCAAGAACUUGAAGAUCUUGAGGAUAUCCUUGAUGAAAUGGAAACCCUCAUCAUGUCAUCAUCAGAAGGCUCAUCAGACUACGACCAAGAGUUGUGGCUGUUUGGUUCUCGAUUCACUGCUGCAGACAUCAGUCUUAUUGUACUGCUGAACAGAUUAGUAAUGCUAGGAAUUGACAGCCGUUACUUCUCUGAAGACCGAAGGCCCUACUUACUGAAGUACCACAAACAGCAACUGGAGAGGGCUUCAGUAGGUCGCUUGUUGAAAGAAAUUGAAACCAUUAGGAAAACAAUGUAUUGGCAAUCAAUAUUAAAAAGCUCAUCUUUCAGUCGAUGGGCAACAAUAGGUUUAGGUAUUGGUUUGGGCUAUUUAAUUUAUAGGCAUAUUAAUUAAAAGGAUCCUGUUAACACCAUUUUCUGUUUUUUUAUCAAAUCAGAUAUCUACAGCUGCAUUACACAUUUCCAGAUUUCUAUGCAAAAUGUUCGUCUUUGCAUUUUGUUGAACUGAAUCGAAGGAUUUAUUCCACAUACAAAAAUUACAGACCAAGUUGAAUCUCCCAUUUUGAUUAAAACAAAACAACAAAAAAAUAGUGAAUCUUUAAUUUAACACUUACUAAAAUAAUUCUAAUUAUAAUGGAGCUUAUGUAUGUAAAUCUGUGUAUGUAGCUAAAAUACUAUCAGCCCCUUUUUUUUUUUUUACUGAACUACCUUUCUGAUGUAAUGAAAUAGAAGUAUCUCAUACCUCACUUUGCCUCUUACACCAACCACCUCUUUGAAGGAAUGAUAUGAAAGCAUAAGAGAGUUUUCUUGCAGACAUCUGGGCCUGCAUACUGUAUUGUUGCCUCACAAUAUGGUCUUGGGGUUCAACAAGAGAGAUUUUAGAUAGUCACUUGAACUGCAAGAAAUAGCAGCUAAAUCUCUCUCAAAUCAUAUCUUGGCAUCUUUAAAUUGGUAGGAUGUAUUGGACAAUGUAGUUCUUGGUAUACAAAAAGAUGGGAUCGUCAUGAAUUAAGUUUACUUUGAACCAAGAGAAUGUUUCUUUGUGGUUUCUUGAGUUGUUACAAAUAGCAACCAAAUUUCUCUUAAAGCAGACCUGACCAUCUUCAAGGAAGCGUACAUUGGGCUGAUGUAAUUUUGUAUAUAUAUAAAAAAAGACAAUAUAUGUAUUACAUAAAUAGGGAUAAACACUGAAGGGCGGUGUUUCUCGAAUAUUUAAAAAAUAUCUGCAGUAAAUGAAGUGGUUGCAAUGAAUAUAAUUAACAACCUGAGACAUAAUUACCGUUGUAUGUGGAAAGAUUUCAGGUUUUCACAGUAAAAAGUUUCAAUUGCACUUUAUUGUAUUCAUACAAAAUAUUGUAGCAACACCCAAAAUUAGUGCAUUUUAUAUAUGACAAUUAACAAGUAAACUUGUAUACUAUGAAGUUAAGAAAGACAAGACACAGUCUUUCUUGUUCAAAAGUAUUAUUAGAAUAUAUUACACUUCAUUAUUAUAUUCUUUCAAAAUGUUUCCUAAUUGGAAGCAUCUCAGAUCACCACUUCUCUAUUUUAAUGGAUCAGAAGUAAAUAUUUACAAAUUUUCUAUAACAUUUUUAUGGAUGGUCAUGACAUAUUUGCAGAUAUGUGUCUAGACUCCAAUGUUUUGGCUGUGGUCAUUCUAAGGUACCAAAAAUGUUCUUUAAUUAAUUUACACUAACUUGUAUAUGAAUAACAAAGCAAAAACAACAAUAAUACCUUACACAGGUCACCCAAUAACUCAGUAACCAUUUGUAAUUGUAUUACAUUUGUGGAUGACCUUUUUAUAUUUAUCUGCUGUGAAGCUACACCUGGAAGAUCUUGACACUUAAUUUGUUUUUUUUACUUAGUUGCUCUUAAAUCCUUUUAGAGGAGAGGAGUUUAGUUGAGUAAAUUAAUUCAGUAAGACUACUAAUGGUACCUGCUGAUUCUAAAGAGAUUUGAACACUGAAUCAUAAAUUAAAGGGUUACCUUGCAGUAGUUUUAGUUAGUUGUAAGCCUCUGUUGAACUUUUAAUCAUGCUCAAUAUAAAAUUUUU